AUGAAGGCCUUGCCUGCCCACUUUGCAGUCGUGGCUCUCCUGUGCUGCUGCUUCGCUGCUCUCGCCGCCGGGCAGUCGCAGUGCCAGAACACUAUCAACGGACUCAAAUACGACCUCUCGCCCCUCAGCGCCUACCAGCAGAGCGCGACAUGGGCCUCGUUCGUGGUGACCUACACUCCCUGCAUGCCCACCACCUGCCAAACGUACCAGGGCGUGGCGUUGUGUCAGAGAGUCUCCGGCUCCACUUCCGGCGGUUGGCCGUUGGGCGACUACGCCACGGCCCGGUGGAGUUCGUCUCCGCGCCCCGGUAACGAAAAGGGCUUCCGGGUCGUGUUCACCAGCUCUGCCGGCGCAGGCGCGCCGGCCACGACCACCAUCGACUUUAUCUGCGAUCCCAACUUCACGUCCGUGGGCAACAUGGUCCCCGGUCCGAAUGGCGCAGAACCCAGCUUUAACAACUUCUUCUUUGACUGGAAGUCGGUCUACGCCUGCCCGGUCAAGUCCAGCGGUGGCGGCAAUGGUGGUGGCGGCGGCGGCGGCGGCGGCGGCAGCGACGAUGACGGUGGACUGGCCGGCGGUUGGAUCUUCAUCAUCGUGCUGUUCUCGGUGACGAUCGUCUACUUCGCGGCGGGCUUCGCGUUCAACAAGUGGUAUCGGAAGGAGGAGGGCAUCGAGAACCAGAUCCCGCAGUACGCCUUCUGGGUGUCGCUGCCGGGCCUGGUCAAGGACGGCUGCGUCUACUCCUACCGCAAGACCAUGAACCUCGUCGGCCGAGGCAACAACCCCGAGUACCUCGGAGCCUAA
Messenger RNA from Acanthamoeba castellanii str. Neff, 804 nucleotides. RefSeq names its product Autophagy-related protein 27 protein. The coding region runs from base 1 to 804 and encodes 267 amino acids. Lineage: Eukaryota; Discosea; Longamoebia; Acanthamoebidae. The record is from RefSeq and is a predicted model, not a curated record. The transcript is spliced from 7 exons.